GGUACAGCGGGAACCCGUGGGGCUCGCGAGUCCCGUCAUCGUCGUCAUCGUCGUCGUUACAUGCGUUCUAAUAAUGAUCAUCUCCAUCAUCAUCAUCACCACAACCACCACCACCACGAGCGCAUGGCCCGAGCUGCCCAACUAAAACUUCAUUCUCAGCAGCUGCGGUGCUGCGUUGUGUUGCAUCAUCGCCGUCGUCCUUUAUUUCCUUGGAAUUAAAAUAGCGAUCGUCGUCGUCGUUAUUAUUUAUAUCUCAACGUGUGCAAGCCUCUCAGGGGCUGCUUCAAAGGUCCCUCCCGACGAGUGAUGGCCACCCAAGCUCUGAUCCGCAGACAGAAGCCGAAGCUGAAAGUCUGGCUGUCGCGUAAUCCGAGCUUCCUGCUGGAUGCGCUCGACAGCAAGGAGAUUAUCCCACGUGACUUCUACCACUCGGCGAAUGACAUCCAGAAUCGCGGCGAGAGGGCUGGCUACAUGCUGGACUUCUUCAUCGACACGGGUCGGGCGCACAAGCUUUUGGAGGUGCUCAAUGACGUCAAAGACGAGUAUCCGCAGCUGCUCACGUGGCCGCCACUCUUCUUCUGCUCGCCGACCAUCAACCGCAACUCGGUGAACCCGUGGCUAGAAUGCAACGCGGACGGGAGGACGUUGACGGCCACCGAGCUGCACCAGGGCUACCCUGAUCACAGCGAACGCUUCGCCGAGUGGAAGGUCGCUCUGUGCUCCGAGAACUUCUCAUCGGGCCGCCACUACUGGGAGGUGUGCGUGAAGCAGGCAGAGAUUUUCCGCGUGGGCAUCGCGUACGCCAUCAUAUCGCGAAGGGGCUCGCAAUGUGAGACCUGGCUGGGCCAGAACAGAGCAUCGUGGUGUUUGUGCCGGAGGCCCAAUGGUUAUUUCAUGGCGCACGAUGGCAUUGAGACCCCGCUGAACAUUUCGCAGCUGGAGAAGGACAAGAUCGGGGUGCUUGUGGACGUGGACCAGGGCUUGUUAAAUUUUUACGACGGUAAUACCGAGAGUGUGCUGUACAUGUUCCGCAUCGACCACUCUGCGGGCAGCGUGCACGCCGCGUUCAUGGUUGGCCAAGGUUCGAUCACGAUCGUCGCGUAGCAGGGAGCACUUCCAGAGUGGCCACUGUGAGUUGUGCAUCGCAUUCACUUUCCGAUACUACCAUAUUCCCAAGGUGAUAAGACCCUCCGGAAAGUAAGACGUAACCCCAAAGUUGUGCUUGGUGUCAAGACUAUAAGAUGCACAGCGACUUAUUCUUUGAAAUGUGCAUCUUUCUCUUUAUGAUGCAGAACUCUGUGUAAUUAUGGGCAACUAAAACUCAAGAUUCGAACCCAUGAUCACGGCGGUGCUGGCGCAGUGUUUUGACCCAUGAGACACUCGAUCACGACAAUUUACGCUUGUGAAACGGUCAGCCAAAGUCGUCGCACUUGUUACGACAUCCUCUUCGUGCUUAUUGACUGCCCAGCGUUGGUGUCAAUAAGUGGGCGUGGUAACAUCAGCUGAGAAUUUAAAUAUCUUAGGUGGGCUAUGGAGAGUUUAAAUUAAACUGGCGCCGGUGAUCUAUGAAUAUAUGAAUGGAAUGUGGACUAUCAGGUUUAUUUUGUUAACACAGGUGGCUGGGAUUACCACGAAAUGUGGGUUAUAAAUGAAUGGUGUCCUGGUAAAAAAAAAAGAUUUUCCACAAAAUGUGUUUGUCCAGUAAAUAGACUUUUGUUGAGGGAAAGCUUUCCAUUAAGUGGAUGAAAAAGUAAAUGGCUAACUUAAUUGUGCGGCCAUCUGUGGGAGAUUAUACAGUAAAACUAAUCGCCAUCAUCAUAAUGCACAAACAUCUAAAGAAGGUGAUCCCGAAAUAAAGACAACUUGGUGUAAAAAUAUCAAUAUUACAUAGGCAUAGCGUACAUGCAUACACAGCAAACAGAUGGCCUCCGCAACAAAUAGGCACUCUUAAGACAAUACAAGUGACAAAAAACAAAUAAACAUAGUCCACACACAGCCGCAAACACUGCCUGAGUGUGCGCACGCACACACUGCACGCACACACAGCAUACAGCCAUAGAGCCCACACAGCACACACAGACCCAGUAAACACAGAACGUUGGUCCAAGUUCCGACCACAUGCCCAACGUUGGCAUGUCGACGUUGAGCUUUAUAAUGUCACGGGGUGACCAAUAAGGUCUGCAUUGGUCUAAUAAGGUAGGCACUGAUAAGGGGUUGAUUCGCGCUCAUGGCCAACACCAGUAAUGAUUUUCUAGACUGGUCCUGGGCCUCCCCUAGGUCGACUCAGCCUCAAAUGAGUACAAAGGCGGCCGGCGUGGUGCUGGCCACCUACCCGCUCGUGUGCCGUAGGUGCUACUCGCUAACAGCACUUGCCCCUACAGUCUGCUAAGGCUAUACGGGGGACUAUUUGGCGUAGUGUGACUGACAUCGGCCCUGGUGCAAGUGAAUGCAGGUGUGGAGUGAUGUGCGAUUAAUUGCACGGAUGAUAUUUUACCUGUCUCAAUGUACUAGACGGGACUGGUAUAGAUUGAAGUAUGGCUCCUCCACUCACGGUGCAUCAAGGGGUGGGGCGGGAGGAGGGAGCUGCUCUUCGUCUGAUGUUACUAAUGUGAGAUUAAAUAGAACACUGCCUUUCGUAGCAGAUAAGUGAUUGCACUAUGAAGAAGGGCCGUUGCCCGAACCGUCCCCUAUUAUGUUUCCUUUUAAAGCAGCUAAUGACUAAAGUUUUUUUUAUUUGUGCUUCUGAACCACUGCCAUUACACAGCGUCACCAACUUAUUUGUUUUAUUGUGAGAUAGGUGGUCAUAGUCCGAUGUUAAGAUCGGGAUCGUGGUGAUUCGCGUUGGGAAAUGUGUUUAUGUUCGAUGGCGUUCAACUUAUCAGUGGCUGCGUGAGCCGCAUGGCUAAAAUUGCUGCGGUUCGUGUUACAAUUUAUUCAUAUCUCACUUUUAUUUCUCGCGUUUCGCCUCUCCUUCAACUCCACUGGCUUCCCGUUUACAACACCGCUCUCGUUUUAAAUACCUGACGGUCGUCUUUAAAUACAUCUCCAUGGCCUUGCCCGACCUCAUCUUUCCACUCAUCCCCUUCCAUGUCCCCUCCAUUCGUACUCUUCAUUCCCAAUUUUCUCUGCCUCUCUCUGUCCCACCUUUUCCCCUGUGCCCAAUCCCGUGUUCGGUCCUUCUCCCUCAUUGCACUGCUCCAUUGGAAUGCAUUUCUCUUGUACAUUAAACAGCCGCCCUCAUUAACCUCAUUCCGCUCUUCUCUAUUGAAAAAAUUUCUUCCUUUUCCCUCCACUCGCCCCUCCACGCCUUCACGUCCAUUCACGACCCUUUCGUGACCCCUAAGUACCCCUCUAUCGCUCUCACUCAUUCCUCAAUCUUUUUACGCUCCUGCCAUCUAAAUCAUUCCAUUAUGUUACCGUUUUGUCAAGCGUCUUGAGUGAAGCCGCUCUAUAAAUAUAAUAUAGAUUAAAUAUUCGUUGCGGCGGUUGUGAUCCCACUCGUAUGUGUCGUUAUGUGGACU
Messenger RNA from Lethenteron reissneri (Far Eastern brook lamprey), 3521 nucleotides. Its product is annotated as tripartite motif-containing protein 14-like. Lineage: Eukaryota; Metazoa; Chordata; Hyperoartia; Petromyzontiformes; Petromyzontidae. Gene Ontology annotation, molecular function: protein binding. The record is from RefSeq and is a predicted model, not a curated record.